AUGAAGAGCCAAGUCACCAACGCCCUUUCUGACUUCUUCUUUGAGUAUGAGACCCCACGCCAGGUGCUGGUCAGGAACAGGAGAGUGGGAGUGGUGUGCCGCCUCAUCCAGCUAGGGGUCUUGGCUUACAUCAUCGGGUGGGUGUUCAUCUACGAGAAAGGCUACCAGUCCACAGACACGGCCGUCAGCUCAGUCUUCACCAAAAUGAAAGGAGUGGGCUACACCAAUGUGACCGGAAAGGAGAGAGUGUGGGAUGUGGCCGACUAUGUCUUUCCACCACAGGGAGAUUCAUCGUUUGUGGUGAUGACUAACUACAUUAUAACUGAAGGUCAAACAACGGGAAAGUGUCCUGAGCUCCCAGGCAAGCACAACUGUAGCUCAGACGCCGACUGUGAAGGAGGGAGUUUCAAACGUACGGGACACGGACACAUGACUGGCGUGUGUGAUAAUUCAACAAAGACCUGCGAGGUUCUUGCUUGGUGCCCUAUUGAGAAUGAUCACAACAUACCAGACCCCCCUCUGUUGAUGUCUGCAGAGAACUACACACUCUUCAUCAAGAAUUCUGUAACAUUUCCCAUAUUUGGUGUAUCUAGGAGUAACCUAGUGGAGGGAAUUGAUGCAACAUAUAUCAGCAAAUGUCUUCACAAUCCAAGGGAUGCUCCUUUGUGUCCUAUCUUCAGACUAGGAGACAUCGUCAAGGAGUCUGGUUUUAAUUUUGAAACUAUUGCCAAAGUGGGAGGAGCCAUUGGCAUUGUGGUUGACUGGACAUGCAACUUUGAUGUGGAUGUAAAACACUGUAAACCAAAAUACAACUUCCACGGGUUGUAUGGAAACCCUGCAGAGAAAGACAAAGCCAGAGCAUCAGUUGGUUACAACUUUAGGUAUGCAAAACAUUACAUGGAGGACAAGGUACAGAAAAGAACCCUACUAAAAGUGUUUGGCAUCAGGAUAGAUAUCAUUGUGCAAUCAUUGGCCAGAAAAUUUGACAUCAUCCCAACAUUAACAGCAAUUGGCUCCGGUGUUGGCAUUUUUGGAGUGGCUACGGUCGUCUGUGAUCUGGUGCUGUUGUAUUUGCUCCCAAAACGAGAAUUUUACAAGAACAUGAAAUUCAAAUACACGGACACCCACGGACAGCAUGACAGCGAAUCGCUCGGUUUAGACACGAGCAGCGUCUAUUACACCAGUGAAGCUAAAGCAAGACCAGGCCAAGACGCUGCUCACUCAAAUGUGAGUGGAGAGCAGAAGUGCGUUUCUGUGAUGCAGGACCCUGAUUCCGAAGCGGGCAGCACAGAGACAGAGGUAUCCAAAUCAUUGCUUUACAAUUGUCCUGAAAUUGACGGCAUGCCCAACCUGUACUGA
Nerophis lumbriciformis (worm pipefish) is the source of this 1359-nucleotide messenger RNA. The record is from RefSeq and is a predicted model, not a curated record. NCBI's taxonomy places the organism in Eukaryota, Metazoa, Chordata, Actinopteri, Syngnathiformes, Syngnathidae.